Messenger RNA from Amphibalanus amphitrite, 4174 nucleotides. RefSeq names its product cell surface glycoprotein 1-like. Bases 106 to 3390 code for a protein of 1094 amino acids. Lineage: Eukaryota; Metazoa; Arthropoda; Thecostraca; Balanomorpha; Balanidae. The record is from RefSeq and is a predicted model, not a curated record. The transcript has 3 exons.
CCCAGAAGGCUGCGGCAGUCCCUGCCGGGGCCGGCGGGCGCGGCGGCGACGGGGCCCGCCGGCGCAGUGGCCACCAGUGGACUGAACAUUCACACGGAGGAGGCUAUGGACGCGCCCCCGACCACAGUGGACGGCGCCGCCUCCCCAGCCAAAACAAACGGUGCCGCCUCUCCGAAGAACACGGACAGUGUUGCGUCCUCGUGUGAGGUGGACCCCUCGCCUUCGCGCAAGACGGAUCCCGCGCCCUUGAGUAAAACGGAGGACGCUACGCCCCCGCCGUCGCCGCCAAGCGGAGAGGCUACCAGGACGGCAGUGAAGGCUGGGGACGCCGCGGAAAACGGAGUGGACGCCGCCGACGCAGACCGCUCGGACGUGCCGCCGGCCUCUAAGGACGCGCCCGCCGGGGAGGGCGACGCUUCACCAUCCCCCGGCGACGCUCCGUCACCCCCAGAGGACGCUAAACCACCCUCGGAGGACGCUGAACCACCCUCGGAGGACGCUGAGCCACCCUCUGGGAACGCUCCGACGCCAUCCAGCAACUCGUCGCCGGUGGGCCGGCGCAGCAGGCCGCGGCGGACCAUCAAACGCUCUCCGCAGGUGGCCGCGUUCAUCAGCAGCGCGCGCCGCCUGCUGGAGGCCGACAGACGCCGGCGGAGGCGCUCGGAGCCGGCGCCCAGCGCCCCGUCCGGCGCCGACGAGCCGGCGGAGGCCGAGUCGGCGCCGGCCGUGCUGCAGGCCGCUCCCGACACGGACGGGCCGUCGCUGGCGCUGAAGAGGCGGAGACUGAGCACGAGCAGGUCGGCUCGGUCCGAGGAGGGCUCCGAUCCGGACUCCCAGGCCAGCCAGCAGCCGAAGCGCGGAGCGGCCGGCCGGCUGGCGGCUGCCGAGGCGCGGCGCGCGCGCACUCGCCGCCGGCGCACCGCCGUGGUGACGCUGUCGGAGAGACGUCUCAUGGAGGAGAGUCCGCCGGAGCCGAGCCGGCCUCCGGCCGCCGCGGCAGCCACCGACCCCGGGCGGCCGGAGGAGGAGGGAUCCGUGGAAAUGGACACCCAGACGCCGCCGGAGCAGUGCGGCGCACCACCGCCGGACGGCGAUAUCUCGGCAGAGCGGCCGGCCGACCUAACGGAAGAGGAGCCGCCGGUGAAGGUCGCUGCGAGCGAGGACCCGGGCGGGACAGAACCGAUGGUGACGGAGGAACAGGACGCGGCAGAAACGACGAUGAGCGACGACCAACGCGUCGUGGCACCGGCGGCGACCGACGAAAAUGACGCGUCAGAGCCAGCGAAGAGCGAUGAACAGGCGGCGCCGUCACCGGAGGGGAUCCCAGAAACCGAGGCGUCCGUUGCCCAGUCCAACGGGCCGGUGGCUGAUGGCGCAACUGCCGCGGUGGGUGAGAGCCCUUCUACUGUGAACGAGAGCGCUCCGUCGGCGGAUGAAGGCACUCAUCCGGUGGAUGAGGGCGCCCUCCCGGAGGAUGAAGGCGCCACUCCAGUAGACGAAGAUGCCCCUCCAAUGGACGAGAGCGCACCCUCGGACGAUGCUGCUACCGGUGUCGCUGCAGCGACUGCCGCCGACACAGCCGACAUCACUCCCUCGGCUGCGGCCGCUGGCGCCCCUCCAGAGAGUCCGCUGAAGGCUCCGGCGGUGCCGGAGGUCGUCGUGGAGACCCAGUCGGAGCGCGCGGACCGGGCCGUCACUCCUCCGCCACCCGCCGCUGCGCCCGUCGGUGGUGACCCGGAGCCGAUGGACAGUGUGAGCGUGACUGAAUCACCUCAGGUGGCGGCGACCGAAUCGGACAGAACCGCCCCGGCGGAACCCGGGGUGACGGUGACGGACUCCAACGGGCCGGCCGCCGUGGAGCCGCCGCCAGAGGAGCACGAGGGCACGCCUCUGAAGCGGGCCGUGGUGCGCCUGUCGCGCCUCUCCGAGCCGGCGGUCUGCAGCGCGCGGCGCCAGCUCGGUCUGGACGAGCCAGCCACGCCGAGCUCGGAGGCUGCCGGGGACGCGGCGCCGGCGGCCGGCCCGCCGCCGCCGCCCGCUGAGUCCGAGGAACUGUUCGCGUCCCCCGAGCUCAACGGCGGUCUGCCGCCGAGACGCGCCGCCGCCCCCGCGCCGCCGCCAGUGGCCACGUCCCGCGCCGCUCGCCUGGUCGGGCUGGCCCAGAAGCGACAGGCGCCGCCCGCAGACGCUGCCGAGAGUCCCGAGCGCGAGCGGUCGCUGCCGGCGCUGCCGCCCACGCCGUCGACGCCGGUGCAGCGGCGGCCGCCCUGGGCCCGCCACGUGUACUCGCCUCAGGCGUCCCCCAGCGCGGGCAUCUUGAAGCGGCGGCGGCUGAUGGGCCCGCCUUCGGUCGACUCGCCGCCCACGCCCGGCAAGCGGCGCGCGGUUCAGUUUGCCGAGCCGCCCGUCUCGGACAGCGUGGAGAUCCCGCGGGCCGGUCGGCCGCCGUUGCGCGCCUCUCGGGGCCGCGGCCGGCGCGGCCUCAGGAUGGAGCCGUCACAGGACUUUGAGGAGUCGCCCCCGGCGGCGUGUGGCGACUCGGCGGGCCUGUGCCCGGCGCUGGCCGACUGCACGGAUAGCGUGGCCGAGCUGGUGGACCGGCUGACGUCUGCCUCGUGGCGCACGGGCCUGGUGCGGCUGCUGUCGGCACGCGGCGUCAGCACGGUCGGACAGCUGGCCCGGCUGCCGCCGGCGCAGCUGGCCGACCUGCCGUUCCGCUCGCCGCGCGUGGAGACGGUGACGGCGGCGCUCAGUGGCUACCUGGCCGUCCGGCAGCAGAGGACGGACGCGGCCGGUAGGACGGCGCCCGCAGCGCCACCUGGCGACAUGGAGGAGCCGACACCCGACGCUGAGGAGCCGACACCCGACGGCGAGGGGCCGACACCCGACCUGGGAGAGCCGACACCCGACCUGGGAGAGCCGGCCCCUGACGUCGAGCAGCGCCCGGCCACCUGCUGCGCGUCCACCCAGACCUGUUCGCCAGCCCUGGUGGACGCGGCAGCCGGCCCGGCCGCCGCCGCCGCCGUCCUGGCCGCCGUCACCCAGACGCCGCCGCCGCCCGAGCUACGGUCGGAGGCGCAGCAGACGGCGCCGCCCCAGCUGCGCAGCACCGGCCAGCAGGCGGAGCCGCCGCGCCGCGAGGCGGCCACGGCCACCGAGCGGCCGGCGCGGCGCACCGCCGGUGUGCAGACGGCCCGGCUCGCCGGCCGGCACGUCCACGUCCAGGCGGAGCCGACCACGGCCGACGCCGGCACCGCCUGCGAGGUGACCAGCACGCAGGAGGGCGGCACGCAGACCGAGGGCGGUCUGAAGGAGCUGGUGGUUCCCCUGCUGCGGGCCGCCUCACGCGCCGAGCUGCUAGAGAUUUGGGUGGCGUGUUUGGCCGAGUGAUGGCAUUGGGGCGUGUCUGACCGAGCGAACGGUGGAGUUGUGGCGUGUUUGGCUGAGUGAGUGAGGAAAUAGAGGCGCGUGAAAGUGACGACACUGUCCUAAGUGCCGCGGUGUUAGUGACGAUGACAGAGCUCGCGUUCGUAACGGACCAUCGUCCGCUCUUUCAGUUCUUGAAACUCAGUCUGAUUCUGUUAGUUUAUAAUGUAGAGACUUGUGCCAUGUUCACACCCACGUCAUGCUAGAAGUGCCAAGUAGGAUGCACAUAAGGCACGCCAGUGUAGCGGCCAACUGGUGGCGAAUCCGUGCCAGGAAGGUCCGUGGCGGGCGGUGGAUGAGCUUUCGUGUACUGUCGUGAUAGCUGAUAAACCAGGGCGACUUCGGCGCAUCGGACAGUCACAAAUAGACGCCGCUCACUCCGUGCUUAUCAAUUGGAUUGUGCCACUGCUCCCGUAAUUGAAUAGAGCAUUUGUAAGCGUGUCUAAUUUAUCGUUUUUGCUGAAUGGACGGGUUGAUCACGGGUGCGGUAAUUUAUCGUUUUUGCUGAAUGGACGGGUUGAUCACGGGUGCGGGUGAAAGGUGAUCGUGAACCUCCUAAUCGCGAUGCUAACCGCGAACCCCGCCCACCACUCGCCACUGGCCACCGCUGACCUCCCGACAUAACAACAACUCUGAAAUCCUGACCUGACCCGGACGUGGAAUUAGUCCUUGCUGCUCCGUAUGGUCAAAUGACCUUUGCCAGUGAAUUGAGAAUGCAAAUGUUGCAAUAAACGUUGUUCCACGACCC